Messenger RNA from Trypanosoma theileri, 972 nucleotides. RefSeq lists its product as uncharacterized. NCBI's taxonomy places the organism in Eukaryota, Euglenozoa, Kinetoplastea, Trypanosomatida, Trypanosomatidae. The coding region runs from base 1 to 972 and encodes 323 amino acids. The transcript has a single exon. The record is from RefSeq and is a predicted model, not a curated record.
AUGGUAAUGAUGCGCUACGUGCUGUGUAUCCUCGCUCUCCUGCUCUCAUGUGCGUGUGUGCACGUCCUCGCUGAAGAAGUGCCUGCCGCCGAUCUUUCCGACCAAGUCCCUGAUACGGAGAGUGAAACAAAGAUUAUUAAUCAUGGUACUCAGUGCGCUGAUGGUGUUCCUACUGGUACUUCUGCUGAUUGUGCUCUUCCAGUUGUGCAACGUGAAGGUAGUGGUGUUGCUUCGGUGUGCACUAAUGGUACUACUGGUAAAACGGGUGAAUGUAAUUCUCUUCUUGAGAAACCUGUCCUUGGUGCUGAUGGUUCUCUGUGCCCUCCUGGUACUCCUGAAGGUGCUCAAGGUAAAUGUACUCCUCCUGUUGAGAAAAGUGAACGAGUUGUUGAAACUUUGGAGUGCCCUCCUGGUGAAACUUCUCGUACUCAUGAAGGUACUUGUCCUUCUGUAAAACAACCAGCAGAACUAAAUCCAGCACUACCACCACAACAGGAACUACAACCACAACCCGAUCUUAAUCCUGGGGGCACAGAUAAUGUCAGUCUACCAGCAGGAAGUGAAGGCCAAGGCAAUACGUCAUCCACAGCAGGUAAUGUAGACUCACAGAGACCACAACAAAACACAACGGAAGGAGAGGCAACUGCUUCGACUGAAGGCACAACCUCAUCUGGAGACGUUGGUUCCAACAACACCAACCCACAAACUCAGCCGGAAAGUGUAAAUGAAGGUGGUGAAAGUAAUCCCGGUAAUCAGGCUACUGCAGCUGCAGAUACGACUGGCACAGAAGGUUCACGGGAGAAUGGCAAUGCUGAUUCAACCACCACCACCACCAUAACAACAACACUUCCUCCUGAGACUGCAAAUAACAAGAAGGGUGAUGCAGACAGCAGCAGCAGUAUCAGCAGUUCUGUGUGGGUGCGUGUACCACUACUGAUUGUGGUUACACUGUCCUGUAUUCUUGUAUGCUGA